Molecule: messenger RNA, 2427 nt
Organism: Myripristis murdjan (pinecone soldierfish)
Lineage: Eukaryota; Metazoa; Chordata; Actinopteri; Holocentriformes; Holocentridae
Gene: wdr21
Product: WD repeat domain 21
Exons: 13
Coding region: 361-1905 (514 amino acids)
Cellular component (GO): Cul4-RING E3 ubiquitin ligase complex
Molecular function (GO): protein binding
Source: RefSeq, a predicted model, not a curated record
GAGGGCGGGACUUAACUCAUCACGUGGCCACAACAUGGCAGGAACUUUGUGUACAGUGUGUGUCUUACUCGACAUUUAAUUGUAAAAAUAUGUGAAAAUUUUGGGAAGUUCAGGGAGUAGUCCACCUGUAAAGGAGGGCGCGCUGUAAAAGCGUUAAGCAGAGGUCUGAAUUGUGUCCAUUUUUGAUUUUUAAAUAUCACCAGUGGCAGGAAAAGUAUAUAACGCUAGCUCAUGGAUGCUAACCGUGUCCGCCUUGCUGGCUAACAGUAAACUCGCAGUGUUGCCUCGCUUUGUUUUACACACACAAGCGAAUGACAAAGUGCUGGCAGAAGAAUAGAGUUUGGGGCGCAAACAGCAGGGAUGAAAAAGUGGAACUGGCGGGAGGGACAGAGAGCCCGCAGGCGACACGGCCACCGACACGACUGGCACCGAGGUGACAGACACAGAGCUCAGGACGAGCCGCGGUAUGGACAUAAUGAAGCGGGGCCAUCUUUCAGAGCCUCUCAGAGGAGCUCUGAUGAAGACCAGUCAUCGUCGUCGUCUUCUUCUAAGGCCAGCAGUGCUGCACCUGAGCUGCCGGGGUUCUACUUUGAUCCAGAGAAAAACCGUUAUUUCCGCUUGUUGCCGGGUCACAACAACUGCAACCCGCUGACCAAAGAGCAGCUGCAGGAGAGAGAAAGGGAGAAACAGAGAUCUAAGAUGCUCACAGAGGAUGACAAGGCCAGAAAAAAAGCACCAAGAGCAGGACUGAACACAUCUCUGCUGCUGCAGAAAAGGCAGCUCGGCCUGCUACCUGAGAACUCCUAUUGCAGGUUGGUGCACGAGGUGAAGGUGAGCGGGAUGAGACGCCACAGACUGGAAGUGCAAAGCACAGACAACAGCAACCCCAACACUGACAACUUCAGACUCAUAGUGGGUGAUUCAGCUUGUGAGCGAGUGUUCACGGUCAACGAUGUCUCCCAUGGAGGCUGCAAGUAUGGUAUCAUGAACUUCAGUGGCUGCAGCAAGGGCUCUCUGUCUGUGGAAAUGUGUGACAACCUCUAUUUUACCAACCGCAAGGUGAAUUCCAUCUGCUGGGCCUCAGUCAGCCACCCAGACUCUCAUGUGUUGCUGUGUCUGGUGGGAAUGGCAGACACCCCUGGCUGUGUCAGCUUGCUGCCUGCUUCUCUCUUCAGCAACUCCAACCCAGACCAGCCGGGGAUGCUGUGUAGCUUUAAGAUAUCUACAGCCUGGUCUUGUGCAUGGUGUCUCAAUCCCCAGGCGGACAAGACCUUCAGUACAGGCCUGUCCCGUAGGGUGAUAGUGAAAGAUGCAGAGACGGGCCGAACGCAGACGUACAGCGUGAGCAGCGAUGUGUUGGCACAGCAGUUUGCACUGAGGGUCCCUGUGCUGUUUAAUGGUUGUCGAUCAGGGGAAAUCUUCAGCAUUGACUUGCGGCAGCGCGGGCGCAGGGACCACAGCUGGAAGGCCAGCCGCUUCCAUCAGGAAUCAGCGAUUACCUCUGUGCGCAUUCUGCAGGACGAGAACUAUCUGCUGGCUGCUGACAUGCUAGGCCAGAUCAAGUUGUGGGAUGUUCGCGUAAUGAAGGCAGUGCAGCAGUACAAAGGACACUAUAAUGAGCACACCUACCUUCCCAUCCAUGUCAAUGAACCUGAGGGGCUCCUGUUGGCAGUGGGCCAGGAUUGCUACACCAGACUGUGGAGCCUCAAGGACGGCCAUCUGCUGAGGACCAUCCCAUCACCCCACCCGGCCGCAAAAGACCUGAUCCCCAGCGUGGUCUUCUCGUCCCAGCUGGGUGGCCGUAGGGGGCUUCCCGGCCUGCUCAUGGCGGUCAAACAUGACUUGUACUACUUCCCCUACAACACUGACUACCAAGAGGGAGGGGAGCAGCAGGCUGGGUGCUAGGGGAAGAUGGCAUCUGUGCUGGGCUUUUACAUAGCAUACAUAGCAUCCUCUGGUGUAAAACUGUCUGAAAAAGUGGACACCAUAGUUUCCUGCCAAAUGUGUCCACAGUCUUACAUUCAGAGACUGAGUCAAAAACAAUAUGGGCCUGUUUUGCAACCCUACAGCCAGUUUGCAGUACAUUUUCAGCAGUUUGUACUAAAAGUUUAAUUAGGGGGAGGACAGUGUUUUCCUCAAGAACGACUCAGGAGAAAGAGUUUAUUUUAUAUGCAGACUUGUUGAUGCCAACAGGAAAGAGGAGUGCUGCAUGCAUGAGUGAUCUAACAGUUAGAUCUUGCUUACUGUGUUUUGUCCAAAAAGAAGUGCAAUUACAUAAGAUAUCAUUGAUCGACUUGACUUUCUAAUGAAAAUUAAGCUGGUGCUGACUUGAUCUAGAUUUGAAGAAGACACUGUGUUUGUAAGUCAAUGCAACUUUUUCAAAUUAUUCAUGAAUGAUUCUAUUAUAAAAAUAAUUUAAAAAACUGA